AUGGAAGCAAGAUUGGAAUUUUUAGAAAGGGCAUACGAAGGUUUUGUCGCAAUCAAAGAAGAAAUUCAUGAGAUGCGCAAUCUGAUGGAAAGUGAAAAAUAUGAAUCACAGCGCCAAAUUGACCAACUGCUCGAAACUGUCCGCGGUCUCACUACCCAAAAUGACAACAUAGGCUAUGUUACCCAAAGUAGUCAAUUCUGGAUUGUGGAGCGGAGUGGCCGACCCCAAAAAUGGAAUAGCGGGACAGUGUUUAGCGGGAUGACUGCUAUUUGA
This is a messenger RNA of Vicia faba (fava bean), 273 nucleotides long. Lineage: Eukaryota; Viridiplantae; Streptophyta; Magnoliopsida; Fabales; Fabaceae. The record is from the annotation of a GenBank genome assembly.